Molecule: messenger RNA, 636 nt
Organism: Solanum verrucosum
Lineage: Eukaryota; Viridiplantae; Streptophyta; Magnoliopsida; Solanales; Solanaceae
Product: putative RING-H2 finger protein ATL21A
Exons: 1
Coding region: 1-636 (211 amino acids)
Molecular function (GO): polysaccharide binding
Source: RefSeq, a predicted model, not a curated record
AUGUCCAUCUUACUUUUCUUGGUAUUUUUCCCAUUGCGUAGUUUAGGACACAGACUAGAGGGUUGUGAGGAUUCUUCGUGCAAGAGUGAUGGUCCCAUCGUUCAUUUCCCAUUCAGACUCAGUCAUCAACCAAAACAUUGUGGCUAUCCUGGCUUUGAACUACACUGUAACAAUAAAAACGACACCAUCCUUGAGCUUCCCUCCUCUGUUCACUUAGUUGUUGAAAAGAUUGAUUAUGUCUCACAGCAAAUUCACCUUUAUGAUCCUGACCAGUGCAUAGCAACCAAGCUACCAAAACUGAAUUUGUCACAAUCUAAUUUCAGAAAUGCUGAUGAUCUCACAGUCCUAUUCAAUUGUUCUGAACCAUUCACAGACAGUAAUGAUGGUUACUUGGUUCCAUGUCUUGGUUCUUCUGGUUACCAAGUACAUGCUGUUACUUCGACUUUAAGCCUCGACUUCUUAUUGUCUGGGCCUUGCACAAAAAUUCAUCAGUACCCAUACACAGAGUCAACAUUUGGUGAGAACAAGCUGCAGCUGAAUUGCCCUGUACCACUUUGUGGAAACUGUGAGUUCAAAGGAAUGGAUUGUGGUCUCAAGGAUGGAACAAAGCUAUCGGAAACUCAUUGUUUCAAUUGA